Molecule: messenger RNA, 2161 nt
Organism: Medicago truncatula (barrel medic)
Lineage: Eukaryota; Viridiplantae; Streptophyta; Magnoliopsida; Fabales; Fabaceae
Product: probable protein phosphatase 2C 52
Exons: 6
Coding region: 390-1802 (470 amino acids)
Biological process (GO): protein dephosphorylation
Molecular function (GO): protein serine/threonine phosphatase activity
Source: RefSeq, a predicted model, not a curated record
CUUUUGCAAUGAAUGCACCACUACUCCCAUCCCCAUCGAUACACGCCACCACCUUUCCUCAUUAAUAAAUACUCUCACCCCCCCUUUCACUCUUUCACUCCCUUUCUCUUCUCAACCUUAUUUUCCUCCAUUCAUCAAACAACAAAACAAAGCUGGUUUCAUUAUCCAUUCAAACAGCGCCCCGCAGAUUUUGAUGAAGUCAUUUUUCAACAAUGAGUUGUAAAGUAACUUAUUUUGUACUUGAGAGAAAUUUUGGGGUAAAGAUUGUUUGCUGAGUUGACUAGACUUCUGAUAUCAGCAAUUGAUGCGAACGUGAGAUCUGUAGUGGAAAGGGAAGCAUUUUAAAGUCACCACCAUCUAAUGUGUGUAUUCUAGAACUGAAAAAAUAAAUGGGUUGUUGUGUCUCAACGAGCAGUCGAAGUACUUGUAGCAGCGGGAGCAAUGGAGAGAUGAUAACUCCAUCUUGCUUCGAAAUUUGUUUCUGUGGACAAAAGAGAGCAAGGAGAACAUUUUCUGAUCAUGCUAUUUCUCUACACCAAUUAUCAUCCUUACCUAGCAGGAUUUUCACUAAUGGAAAGAGUCGGGGUUCGUGCAUAUUUACACAGCAGGGUCGCAAGGGAAUUAAUCAGGAUGCCAUGGUUGUGUGGGAAGAUUUCAUGUCCGAAGAUACGAUAUUUUGUGGUGUCUUCGAUGGUCAUGGUCCACAAGGUCAUCUGGUUGCGCGUAAAGUGAGGGAUACAUUGCCAGUAAAAUUGCUUUCAUUUUGGCAUUCUCUUGAAUCGAAACAAAAUAGGUCAGACAAAACUUGCUUCAAACGGAACAUAACACCAGACUGUGGAGAGUCUGAGAAGGAUUGUUCUGCUGAGGAUAAACUGAACUCCACUUGGAGAGAAGCUUUCAUAAAAGCAUACAAGACCAUGGACAAAGAGCUUAGGUCUUAUCCAAAUCUAGACUGCUUCUGUAGUGGGAGCACAUCUGUGACUGUAGUAAAGCAGGGUUCAAAUCUCUUCAUGGGAUAUAUUGGGGAUUCUCGAGCAAUCAUGGGAUCCAAAGACAGCAAUGACUCCAUGGUGGCAAUUCAGUUGACUGUUGAUUUGAAGCCUGAUUUGCCAAGAGAAGCGGAAAGAAUCAAGCAGUGCAAGGGUAGGGUUUUUGCUUUGCAAGAUGAGCCUGAAGUUCCUAGGGUGUGGCUGCCUUUUGAUGACGCACCAGGGUUAGCAAUGGCUAGGGCGUUUGGAGAUUUCUGCUUGAAGGAGUAUGGUGUCAUUUCUAUACCUGAAUUUUCUCACCGGCUUCUCACAGACAGAGAUCAAUUCAUUGUUCUUGCUUCAGAUGGGGUUUGGGAUGUUUUAAGCAAUGAGGAGGUGGUUGAGAUAGUAUCAUCGGCACCAACACGAUCAUCAGCAGCAAGGAUUCUGGUAAAUUCAGCUGCUCGGGAAUGGAAACUCAAGUACCCGACUUCAAAAAUGGAUGACUGUGCUGUAGUGUGCUUAUUUUUGGAUGGUAAAAUGGACUCAGAAUCAGAUUAUGAUGAACAGGGCUUCUCUUCUGCAACCAUUCAGAGCAACCAUUCUGGGAAUCCAGUUGAAUCAGAUGAUGGACAAAAGUCAGAGCCAUCUUUGAGAAGGAACUUUACUGUGAGAUCAUCAGAAGAAAACGAGACCAACGGAGCAGUGUCUGUCGAUGUUGAAGAUGAAGCAGCAUCAGGUGAAGAUCAAAACUGGUUAGGUUUGGAAGGGGUCACUCGUGUAAACUCACUCGUCCAACUUCCUAGAUUUUCUGAAGAAAGAUCAAACUCUUGAAUUUCUUGCUUCAUGAGGCAACUGUUUAUUGUAGUACCUAGUAAACACUCGAUUCAAGAAAGAAUUUUUUUGUUGAAGUGGUAACAUUUUGAUGCUCCUUGGUAGCCUAAUUCACCAGUAGAAAACUAAUGUUCAAUUAGGGUGGCAAAACCUAAUUGAUUUCAGCCUAAUGCAAGGAAUUAAUAACCUAGACAAACUCGAAGUGGUUUGAUUUGGGUAACUAGUUUACGGUUUCAAACCCGCAGAUCUAACAUGUUCAUUUUUUUAGUUUUUUUGGUUAUGUUGGAGACAUUUAGAGGGUGUUUUUGGUGAGUUCAAGUGUUGAAAUAUAGAUUGGAUACAAUGAAUCUUUAUUUAUG